This is a messenger RNA of Lithohypha guttulata, 1818 nucleotides long. RefSeq lists its product as uncharacterized. The record is from RefSeq and is a predicted model, not a curated record. The transcript has 2 exons. The coding region runs from base 1 to 1818 and encodes 605 amino acids. Lineage: Eukaryota; Fungi; Ascomycota; Eurotiomycetes; Chaetothyriales; Trichomeriaceae.
AUGUGGCAGAAAUGGAACAGACAACCGCAGAUAUCAGCACCAUCUCAGUUUGUGGAACUGGAUAGAGAUGAUCCCUACGAAGACAGAUAUCUGGAGACAAUCCAUGAGGUCGACUCGAUCAGCAGUCGCAGACAAAGCACUCAUCUUCCUGGGCUGCCUGAGCUGCCAUUAGCGGUACCUCCCAUGGCUGAGAUCGCACAACCAAUGAACAUAUAUUCUCAGCAACCGUCCGCAAUACCCGCGGCGACCCCAAAAGACCUUGGCCUGAAGCUCAACGUACAUAUGCAGCAACAAGCCUACGACUACGACAUUUCACCUAUCACUCCUCGAGAACCUCAAGACCGUGUUGCUGACGACAAACCUAUAUCCCCUAUAGAAAAUGCUGUGCCCAUCCAAGCACGAGCUCCGCUACCGGAACGUCAUUUGCAGAGUCAGAUCCCCAGAAAGGUAUCCCAGUCGGCAGAGGAAAGAGCACAGACCAAGUGGGACGAGUACUCUGGGGAACCUACGAAUGACGAGCAUGGCAAGCCAGCAUCUGUGCGUCCCGGCGCUCAGCCUGUAGAGGUACAGUACCCACAUCUCAAGGAACGCACGAAGCAGAUACUGGCUGGCAUUAGGGAACGAGAAGCUGCGAAGAAGGCGCCCUGGGGAAAGAUACCUCCACCAGUCGCUGCUGCUCCACCGCAUAAUCCACCGCAACGGGAACCUUGGAGAGGUGCUAGUGGCAGGACCGCCAUCGUUGAUCCAGUUAGAGAUACGCCGGCUGCCAGGAAACAAACUCUGCAGGCACAACGACCCCUGCCUAAUGAAGGAGGUCAAUCUCCUUUCUAUGCUGCUGUGACAGCAUCGCAUGGGACAGAGUCGUCGGCAGCCGUACCUCACCUACGGACUGCACCAUCACAAGAAAGCAUCAAGCCUGUGGUUCCCCUCAAAACGAGGAAUUUGACGCCCGAUCUGACUCGUCUUUCACCAGUACAAAACCCGUCCAAACAAAGAAGUCCCAGUCCCACACCGAGUCCAGAGCCUGUUCUUAAUGCAGACUGCUUUCCUCCGGAUUCGUCUCAUCCACGAGUGGAAAGUCCGCAGGACGAGCUAGAGCCCACAACGCCGACUACACCAGUGCCAGCACACGAUACUCAUACUGACAGAUUUGUAUCUGCUCCUCCCUCAUUCGUAUCCGCCAGUCUAGGAAGAGAACAAAGCCAUUUUAGUUGGACCACAUACACCGAUAGCGUCGAAGAUUCCCCUCGGUCUCUGGCUCAGAUUGUGCGCGAGUCCUCUCCACCUCUCUCAAUACCUGAGCUGCCACCUGCCAUCACAAUCAAGAAGCGACCGAUUUCCAGCAGUCCUUUUGUGCAAUCUCAUCUGUACAUGCGACAAUACUAUGCGGACCCGACCGGCAGUGUCGUUCGAAAGCCUUUGCCAGUUAUUGGAGCGCCUCCAUCGCCAGCUAUGUCUGCCACGUCCCGAGCAUUUUCAACUUCCAAAUCCCUACCACCAACGCCGACUGUGACAGAAGCCACUGAUAAGAUAGAGAGCUUUGAGGCACAGCUACAAGGCCUGGAGCGGCGGAAGCGAAACACGAUGAGGAUCAUAGCUGACCUUGAAGCAUCGCUCAAGAAAAACGCCGUCGUGUAUGAUAUGUCAAAGAGGAGAGAGGUCGAAAAGAACAUCGCCAAUCACAAAAUGUCGUUGGACGAUAUCACAGCUGAGGUUCAUGAGCUCAGUCUUCGACUUCAUCGAGCACAGAGGAAGAGAGAUCGUGACGACAAUUAUGAAAUAAAUACAGGACUUUGGAUCAAAAGAGUCACAAGCUAA